GGCGGCGGCGGCGGCGGCGGCGGCAGCGGCGGCGGCGGCGGUGGCGGUGGAGGCAUGUACCGGGCCCGGGCGGUGCGCGCGGGGCCGGACCCCGGGAGCCCCGGGGGUCGCUUCGGGAUCCUCAGCACGGGCCAGCUCCGGGACCUGCUGCAGGACGAGCCCAAGCUGGACCGGAUCGUACGGCUCAGCAGGAAGUUCCAAGGCCUUCAGCUGGAGCGGGAGGCAUGUCUGGCUUCCAAUUACACUCUGGCCAAGGAGAACCUGGCCCUGCGGCCUCGGCUGGAGAUGGGGAAAGCUGCUUUGGCCAUCAAGUACCAAGAACUUCGGGAGCUGGUGGAGAGCUGCUGGGACAAGCAGCAGAGGCUGGAGGUGAAUGUGCAACGCUGGAACCCACAGUGUGCCCUGAACGGGCUCCGGGCAGAACUGGAGGAAGCCGAGCAGGAGGCCGAGGAGCAGAUGGAACAGCUGCUGCUUGGGGAGCAGAGUCUAGAGGCCUUCCUGCCCGCCUUCCAGCGGGGCCGAGCUCUGGCCCACCUUCGUCGGACCCAGGCCGAGAAGCUUCAGGAGCUGCUGCUCAAGCAGGAGCGGCCCCAGCCCCCCACCCCACCCCCUCCACCCCCACCCCCUCCCACUGCAGCACCCACCAAACUUUUCCAGCUGCGCUAUGCCUUGGCCCCUGCUACAGCGGCUCUGCUGCCCUCAGGGGUGGCCAGGGGCCUGCCGGCAGCACCCCGAAACCUCCCGCCUCUGGACUCCCGCCCUGCCCCUCCCCUGGUCCAGGGCUCCCCCCUGCGCCUACUUGGCCAGGCCUCGUUGCUGAGCCCCCGGCCCCCGCAGUCUGAACCCCCCCAUCGGUAGGGCUUAGGACACGGCCCCCUCCAGGAGGGCCCCCAGACAGACUUGUACCAGGCUCCUACCACCACCAUCCUUGAGGAGUGAGGUGUUGGAGGGGCAGGCUCCCUUCCCCCAGGACUUCAGCAAGGUCCCUGCCCCUGGAGGCAGAGCCCAGGACAAGGGUCUCCAGGAAGAUGAGACAGUGGGUAGGGGUGGGGGCAGGGGGCUUCGCCCCCUAGCUUUGAGGGAACUCUGCUCUUUCUCUCUCCCUGGCUGGGGUGGGGGGAGGGUGUCCGGGCUGGCCAGAGCUUGCUUUUCCCGUGCCCCAAGAAGGCAGCAUUCCCACAGCUAGGCUGGCAGGGUGGGGGUGGGGGCGUUUUCCAUGAUCCACCAGUAACCUGGGAAGGGGCCUCUUGCCGGGCACGAUGCCAAGGCGGCUGGAGACAUCCUCAGAUUUCUCCCUGGCCUCUUCCUUCCCUCCAUGCCCUGGUUCCAUGGUCGUGGCUGCCAGGUGGGCCUCGGGACCCCCGCCGCCCCCCUCCUCCCAUAAACACUUCCGGACCCUCCAGGCAUGAAGGGGUGAGGGCGUCCUGGCAUGGGGGAGGGGCUUCUGCGCUCGGCCCUUGUCUGUGCCCCGCCCGCCAGGCCCCUCCGCAGAGGUGGUGAUGAAGAGGAGGAGGGACCACUGCACGCCCAGCUCAUCCCCACUUCUCUGCUUGCACUGCCCUUCCCCCUCCUCCGUGCCUCUCCAUCUCUCUCCUGCCCAUCCUCCGAGUCCUACCUCUGCCACGAAGCCCGCCAGGCAAUAAAGUCUUUGUUGUGUGCGCUGCUUGCCCAGUUGGAAAGACAACCGAGAGGGUGUGCAUGCCAGCCUGGUCUUGGCCCCGCCGGCCCCGGACUUCACCCCCUGCUCCCUUGGGGCUGGUUUUCCUGGAUUGCUUCCAGGCUGACCGCAUCUCCUCCCACACUGACCACCUUCUGUUCCGGUCUUUGGCCACGUGGGGAGACCCUGUAGGAUUCAGAGUGUUAGAGCCGGACGACACCCGCGAGAGCAUCUAGUCCAACCCCCCUUAUUUUACAGAUGAGGAAACUGAGAGCGACCGAGGUGAAGUGACUUGUCCAGGGUCACCCGGGUGGUAAGUGGCAGAGCUGGGAUUUGAACUCAGACCCCCUGAUGUCCAAAUCCGGCAUUCUUCACGGCACUCUUACUGGCUCUCGUUGGUCUGUAAGGCGGGCCCCUUCCCGCCUCAGCAGCGGCCCGGAAGAGGCCACUGAAGACGGAGGGUCCCUAGACGGGGCUCCUGCUCGUGGGAAGCCCCCCCGUCGCCCGUGAGAGCGGAAAAGGACGGACGACUCGCCCGCUGCACGGUUCCUCGCCCGGGCCUGUGCGCUUGCUUUGGGGUUUUUGGAGACGGGGUCUCCUGGGCUGGGAGCGCAGGGACUGCUCGUUGGACCGGACCUCGGACCACCUGGUGGCCAACCGUAGAGCAGACCCCAGAUCAGCCUGGCUGCCCGCAGCUCUGCCCAUCUGCUGCCAGCCUGGCGCCCCCAGUAGCAGGCACCAUAGGCAGGCCCCACCAUGCCCAACUGUGAAUUAAAAAACAUUUUUGGCAUAACUUGA
Molecule: messenger RNA, 2455 nt
Organism: Monodelphis domestica (gray short-tailed opossum)
Lineage: Eukaryota; Metazoa; Chordata; Mammalia; Didelphimorphia; Didelphidae
Gene: VPS37D
Product: VPS37D subunit of ESCRT-I
Biological process (GO): protein targeting to membrane; protein targeting to vacuole; ubiquitin-dependent protein catabolic process via the multivesicular body sorting pathway
Cellular component (GO): ESCRT I complex
Source: RefSeq, a predicted model, not a curated record